Molecule: messenger RNA, 249 nt
Organism: Symphalangus syndactylus (siamang)
Lineage: Eukaryota; Metazoa; Chordata; Mammalia; Primates; Hylobatidae
Gene: DEFB126
Product: defensin beta 126
Source: RefSeq, a predicted model, not a curated record
AUGAAGUCCCUACUGUUCACCCUUGCAGUUUUUAUGCUCCUGGCCCAGUUGGUCUCAGGUAAUUGGUAUGUGAAAAAGUGUCUAAACGACGUUGGAAUUUGCAAGAAGAAGUGCAAACCUGAAGAGCUGCAUGUAAAGAAUGGUCGGGCAAUGUGCGCAAACAAAGGGACUGCUGUGUUCCAGCUGACAAACGUGCUAAUUAUCCUGCUUUCUGUGUCCAAACAAAGACUACAAGAACUUCAACAGUAA